This is a messenger RNA of Amoebophrya sp. A25, 202 nucleotides long. The record is from the annotation of a GenBank genome assembly. NCBI's taxonomy places the organism in Eukaryota, Dinophyceae, Syndiniales, Amoebophryaceae.
UACCUUUUUCGAAGAGUGAUAAUAGUAUCCUCGGUUGAGCCGGAUGUUGAGAGAUCAUCUCAUGUCUUUCGUAUUAUUCCUUAGUUUCAGUCUUUUCGCACUUUCGGGGUACACAUUGUCGGUUCUUGUUACGUUCUGUCUCGUCGACCUCCCAUCGCGCGACAUACUCGAGUGUUACGAGGGUGAGGACGAUUGUCAUUGA